AUGCGCACAAUUCGGGCUGUUGAUGAGGCGGCAUACAAUUAUCUGAACGAGAUACCGCCGCGGUUUUGGACCCUUAGCCACAAUGGUGGUUUUAGACAUGGUCUAAUGACAACUAACAAUUCGGAAUCUUUCAACAACACUUUGAAAGGUGUUCGAUUCCUUCCCGUCUCGGCCAUUGUUAAGGUCACGUUAGAGAAAUUUGCGUUGCAGUUUGCGGAUAGGCGAACAAAGGGAUUGAUGAUGCGUCAAGCCGGGUUGCAAUGGCCAAGGAAAAUUUUAGACGAAAUGUUGGAAAGGGAUACAUACAAGUUUCGCGCAAAAGUUAAACGACACGAUGGCGUUGAGGGGGUCUACGCAAUUGCAAUAGAAGGCGUUGUAACUCCUUCGGGAAGGCCAAAGUUCGAAACCAUUAACAUGCAUGCGGGUUACUGUAGUUGCGGUCAAUGGGCUGUUGAUGGAUUACCGUGUGUGCACGCUCAUGCCGCUUCCCAUUAUGUGGGUAGAGUCCCUGAUGGUAUGGUUCCGGAAAAAUAUUCCCUUGAAAAUUAUAUAAAAUGCUACGAAGGAACAAUAAUGCCUCUGUUCUCUGACGAGUAUUGGCUUUUGAUACCUUACACCGUGUUGCCACCGCAAGGUGUUCCCCAAAGACGGGGUAGGUGUCCUAGUCGAAGAAUUCCAAACGAAAUGGAUCUGCAAGGAAGAAGAUGUGGCAUUUGCCGAUCAGCCAAUCAUGAUGUCAGAAAAUGUAUUCAUGUAUCAAGCGAUGGUCGUGAAUAG
Ipomoea nil (Japanese morning glory) is the source of this 777-nucleotide messenger RNA. RefSeq lists its product as uncharacterized. NCBI's taxonomy places the organism in Eukaryota, Viridiplantae, Streptophyta, Magnoliopsida, Solanales, Convolvulaceae. Gene Ontology annotation, molecular function: zinc ion binding. The transcript has a single exon. Bases 1 to 777 code for a protein of 258 amino acids. The record is from RefSeq and is a predicted model, not a curated record.